This is a messenger RNA of Epinephelus moara (kelp grouper), 1140 nucleotides long. It is a transcript of the gene tmem107l, whose product is annotated as transmembrane protein 107 like. The transcript has 5 exons. The record is from RefSeq and is a predicted model, not a curated record. Gene Ontology annotation, cellular component: MKS complex. The coding region runs from base 364 to 786 and encodes 140 amino acids. Lineage: Eukaryota; Metazoa; Chordata; Actinopteri; Perciformes; Serranidae. Gene Ontology annotation, biological process: non-motile cilium assembly; protein localization to ciliary transition zone.
GAGAGUGCACUAGCUUCAAACGGUGAUGUCGGUUGUUGUAGCAACCGUCUGAAAGCGCAACAGCGUGGACGUUGUAUCUGUAGUUAGUUGUGUUGGUAGUAAUACUAGCUAAAUAUUAGUUAACGUCGCGAUAUGUUUGCUAAAAUUAAUUUGAAUGCGUCUCACGUUCACCGUCGAGUUGUGUUUAUCUUGGUUUUGAAUAAAGUUAGCUUAAUGUGCUAAGUGCUAAGUGAGCUAAAUACGCUAACCUAACACCGGUUUAGCUUCCAGACAGAUUUCAAUUUCAGUAAAUGCUUUUUACCGUGCAUUGUAUGUUUGUAUACUCGUUGUCUGAUUAAGAAGAAAAGAAAAUAGUUGCUCAGCAUGUCGGGUGUCAGCAACCUCGUCCCUGCGCGGUUCCUGACCAUCACAGCCCACCUCGUCAUUGUUAUCACCAUCUUUUGGUCGAGGGAAAACAACGUGAAGGCUUGCUUGCCUUUGGAUUACACCCAAGAGCAAUACGACGAUGAAGACAGGAAGUUGGUGGUGGCACUGGCAGUCACCCUCGGUCUGUUUGCUAUAGAGUUGGCUGGAUUCUUCUCAGGAGUGUCUAUGUUCAACUGCAGCCAAGGUCUCCUGUCACUGGCUGUCCACUGCAGCGCAUCCGUAUCGUUGUCUUUCUUUGUGUUUGAGAAGUGGGAGUGCUGGACAUACUGGGUUAUAUUUGCCACCUGCAGUGUGCUACCCGCUUUUGUGGAGAUUCUCCUGUUCAUAGCUGUUUUCGGACUGAAGAAGAAGCCGCUAUGAGAGACAUGAAAGACAGUCCGGAUGUGAAAUGCUACAAAUGAGUGUGGAUGUGGACAUCUGUUCUGAUGUAUCAACAGAUAGGCUACUGUAGCAACAGAAGGUCUGUGAUUCAUUAUCAGUGUGCUAAGGAAUGAACUGAUGAACAAUGUUUAACGGACUUGUGUGCAUAAACUGCACCAACAAACAUCAGAGGGAUGAACAAGCUGUCCUCGGUAUUUAAUGUUGUUCUAUAUUUUGAAUAAGAUAGAUGCAAAAAAGGCAAUAACCUUGUCAAGAGAAAAGUGAUAAUUUGUCAUCUGUUUUUUAAUGUUCUCACUUUGUCCCAAAUAUAUUUUGUACAUAUUGUUUCUCAAA